Notodromas monacha is the source of this 2010-nucleotide messenger RNA. NCBI's taxonomy places the organism in Eukaryota, Metazoa, Arthropoda, Ostracoda, Podocopida, Cyprididae. The record is from the annotation of a GenBank genome assembly.
AGAUUCCGCGCGAUUGGCGUAGUUGAUUUGUACGUGGACGCGAAUUAUCCGAUUGAUUGAAGUUUGCUGAUUGAAAUUUCACGAUCAUCGUUUUUCGAGGACUGCUGCUUAUUUCGAGAAAUCGAGGAUAAUACAUAUUUGCUUGCGAUCGGAAUCGACGAACUAAAAAAAUGGCGGGAUGAUCGUGAGGACAACGACGACGACGACGAGAAAGGGCUCGUCUGUGAGCGUCUUAUCGCACAAAUGCUGCAGGCAAUGAGCCUCAGCAAGUCCGACAACGUGUCUGACGAUGACAAGAUGGCCGAGCAGAUGACGUGCUUGCCGCCAUCUCGGGAUUUCACGAUCGGGCCGUUCCUCAUGACGUCAGACGGCGACGACGGGUCCGACAUCAACAAAAACGACGCCCCUAUUCAUCAUCAUCAUCAUCUUCAUCAUCACAAGCCCACGCUUUCCACGAAAAUCAAAACGAUUCGUCGCAAGUCUUCCAAGCAAUCCCAGCUGAUGGACAAUAAAGCGGGGAUCAGUCCGCAGCGCAGCAGAAGGCUCUCGAUUCUGGGCCGGGUUGCGCUUGCCCGGGCCCGCUUCAAACGGGUUUCCGCGUCCCGGGAAAGCAUUCGCAAGUGCUACAGCCGAUACCCACUCGAUUUCCACAGCUUCUUGUACCACGGGUUCCAGCCAUUGAGAUGGUGGGGUCUGUUGUGCGGGAUGUUCCCGUUGGUGAAGGACAGUUCGGAGGCGACUUUAACCCCUUACGCCAUUGUGGGUGCCCCGAAACUCAGGUUCCGCUGGGAACGGGUGCAUGUGGUCUACGGACUGAGUCUGAUUGGGUUCUCAGUGUAUUUGAGCACCCGGGGUGUCACCAAGUGGUUGAACCCGGGUCAGAACUGCUUCGAGGCCCUGGGCACGAAUCUAAGCAUUGCCACUGUGGUGACCAAGUUUGACCACUGUGUCCAGGGAUCCACAGAAAUGUUGGCAGUGCCCAGCGCCCUGCUCACCAUGAUCUGCUUCGCGCUCCACUUCAAGCGCAUGGAGGAGUACUUCAACCGGUGGCAAAAGUUCGAGAUGAACAAGCACUACAUCGCCGCUGCCAUGGAAAAGUACGUGAAACGCGCCCUGCUCGUCACCUACUCGGUCGGCACGCUCGUCCUCAUCACCUUCAUGGCGCUCUUCUUCACCAAGGUCGUCAUCGACCCGGUCACGGGCUGCCACCGGGAUGCCUGGGGCGUCGUCUGCGCCGUGGCCCGGAACGCCAUCCGAGUCUUUGGCGCGCAUUUCGUCGACGCGUUCUUCCUCUAUCUCACGCUGAGUGUCGCCACUUGUUUCGAGGCGCUCAAGGCCGAGAUCCUGCGCGUGUUGCGGACGGAGACCGGGGCGAACCAGUGUUUGUUGGUGAGACGGAUCGCGCAUGCGAGGAGGACGUAUUUGAGUCUCUGCGAGUUUGUGGAGAUGAUCGAGGGCCUGUUUACGCCGCAGUUGUUGUUCACCGUCGUGUUUCUCACGUACUUUUGCAUCGCCAAUUUGUACCUGGUGGUGAUUUUGGCGAGUUUCGGCGGGGACACGGUGGAGAUUGUGUGCUACACGUUCAUUUUCGCCGAGGUCACGCUGAGGCUCUUGGUGUUUUCUAUUGCCGGGAAUCUCAUGUGCUCCAAGUCGGAGGAGAUCCAGAAGAUCCUGCAGCAUCUGGACAGCUCACAUUGGCCGAAGAAUGCGCAAAAGCAGCUGGAAUUUUUCAUCCUUUCCACCAUUUCUUUGGGUACACCGAAUAUAACUGCAUCUGGUUUUUUCUCAAUGAGACGACCAAUGUUCACUGCCAACAUUCGAGAUUGUUCUGGAGCUGCAGGAGAGGGCGCUGCUGUGAGCCGGCAAGCCCGGCUUCUAGUAACCUGCAAUGCUGGCGAGGGAGAACCAGUUCCCGGCUUGUCCAGAACAUUCGAGAACUUUCAACGGUUUCCCCUCUCAUCCCCACCAGCCCGAGUCUAUAUAACCCUGCGCCAGUUCUACCAGUGGUAG